Cheilinus undulatus (humphead wrasse) is the source of this 1095-nucleotide messenger RNA. It is a transcript of the gene hs3st3l, whose product is annotated as heparan sulfate (glucosamine) 3-O-sulfotransferase 3-like. Gene Ontology annotation, molecular function: [heparan sulfate]-glucosamine 3-sulfotransferase activity. The transcript is spliced from 3 exons. The coding region runs from base 28 to 1095 and encodes 355 amino acids. Lineage: Eukaryota; Metazoa; Chordata; Actinopteri; Labriformes; Labridae. The record is from RefSeq and is a predicted model, not a curated record.
GAUGGCAGCUCACCUGACCCGUGAGGGAUGGCCGCUCUUCAUCUCCAUCUUCCUCCUCUCCAUCACCAGCAGCCCGCGGAGCUGCGCCGCCUCUUCCACCGCCUCACGCUGGCGUCCUCUGUGAGCCUGCUCUGCUUCUCUCUGCUCUACCUGCUCACGGGCUGCUGCGACUCUCACUUCACCGACUCACCUGACCUGCAGCAGCCCGCGCGAGACUUCCAGGCGUCGGGGUCGGGAUGGCCCUACGACAGGAACGGGAGCAGCGCGUGGAGCGGCUCUCCCGGGCUCGAGGGAAACAGCUCCGGGAAGGAGUGGACAGCCACGCGCAGGUUACCGCAGGCGCUCAUCAUAGGGGUUAAAAAGGGAGGCACGCGAGCCCUGCUGGAGUUUCUGAGGCUCCAUCCGGAUAUCCGGGCUCUCGGGUCAGAGCCACACUUCUUCGACCGGCAUUACGCACGAGGACUGGACUGGUACAGGAGCAUGAUGCCCAAGGCUCUGGAUGGUCAGAUCGUCAUGGAGAAGACUCCUCGCUACUUUGUUACCGUGGAAACGCCUGCUCGAGUCCACGCCAUGUCUCAGGACGUGAAGCUGAUCGUGGUUGUCCGCGAUCCUGUGACCAGAGCGAUAUCUGACUACACCCAGAUCAUCUCAAAGACACCCGACAUCCCGCCGUUUGAGAGCCUGGCCUUCAAGAACAAAACCACGGGUCAGAUCGACUCCCUCUGGAGCCCUCUGUGGAUCGGCCUCUACGCUCAGCACCUGGAGCGCUGGCUGGCCUGGUUCCCCAGGACUCAGAUCCACCUGGUGAGCGGGGAGCGGCUCAUCUCAGACCCGGCUGGAGAGCUGGGCCGGGUGCAGGACUUCCUGGGUCUGCAGAGGAUCGUGACGGACAAACAUUUCUACUUCAACAAGACUAAAGGAUUCCCCUGUUUGAAGAAACCCGAGGGCAGCAGCAAACCUCACUGUCUGGGGAAAACCAAGGGCCGGACCCACGCCUCCAUCGACCCCGGCGUGCUGCAGAGACUCAGAGACUUCUACAAACCGCACAACCAGCGCUUCUACCAGCUGGCUGGGCAGGACUUCGGCUGGCAGUGA